Messenger RNA from Dovyalis caffra, 1740 nucleotides. Lineage: Eukaryota; Viridiplantae; Streptophyta; Magnoliopsida; Malpighiales; Salicaceae. The record is from the annotation of a GenBank genome assembly.
AUGGAGAAUGCAUUGGUGGGUAAGUUUUGUAAGCCAUGCUUUCAUUUGAGUUCAGGAAGAGCAGCAAUGGUGCUGCAGAAAAGGAAGGGAAUUGGCACCAACCACAAGUUCUACUGUUCUUCCAAAUUCAAGGUGGGUACUAGUGUUGAAAAACAAGAGAGUAGCUAUGCUGGUUUAGUUUCUGAUCAAGAAAUUGUUUGGCCUUCUCCUGAUGAUGAAAUCCCAUUUUGGAAGAGGGAUUUCCCUUCAUGGAAUGUGAGUCCAGAAGUGCCAAAUGAAAGUACUGUGAAGGAUUCUGAUCUGAUGCACAUAAUUCAUGUUACAGCUGAGAUGGCGCCAAUAGCUAAAGUUGGUGGACUUGGUGAUGUUGUUACUGGACUUGCUCGAGCAAGUCUGUCUCGGGGCCAUACUGUGGAUAUAAUGCUCCCCUUCUAUAAGUGCAUCUCGAAGCAGCAAAUCAAUGAGUUGGAAUUGAUUAACACUUAUGAUUCUUAUCAUGAUGGGAAUUGGAUUCCUACCAGUGCGUAUCGUGGAGCUGUUUCAGGCAUUUCAGUUAUAUUUAUUGAGCCAUCGAAUGAGUUCUUCAAGGGGGAACAUGUAUAUGGAGGUUCAUACAAUGAGCUAGAGGCUUAUUUGUUUUUUAGCCGUGCUUGCCUUGAAUGGAUGCAGGUAACAGGAACUCAGCCUGAAAUUAUCCAUGUCCAUGAAUGGCAAAUAGGUGCUUUGCCCCUGCUUUACUGGGAUAUGUACCGAUAUCUUUCACUGACGAAACCACGGAUUGUAUUAACUAUACAUAACAUGGAGCAUUAUGGAGAGUGCCGCCAAGAGCAACUCAGCAAGUGUGGUCUUGAUGGUUCUAUGUAUGCAACGACAGAGAAGGCAGUUGAUGAUCGAACUAUUGGCCAUAAUCCUGAGAGACUGUGCUUAUUGAAAGGUGGAAUAGUAUACAGCAACGCAGUAGUGUAUUAUGGUGUUUUAAACGGGAUUGACACUGCAAUGUGGAACCCUGCUACCGAUGUUUUCUUGCCUGCUAAAUUUGAUGCUCAAAAAAUUGAGGGCAAGAAGUUAUGUAAAUACUACAUACAAAAGGGGCUAGGUUUGGCUACUGAAAGCAUUACCAGCAGUAAUCAUGUGCCAGAUGCAACAGUUAAGGUUCCCUUGGUAGUCUGUAUUACUAGACUAGUUCCUCAAAAGGGUCUCCAUUUGAUUACUCAUGCACUCAAGCGAGUUGAAGAACUGGGUGGGCAGAUGAUUGUCCUUGGAAAAGCAUCAGAUGGUCGAGUUGAAGGGGAAUUCAAACGUCUUGCAGAUUUGCAUAACCGAGGUCCUAGCAUCCGUAUCCUUUUGAUGUAUAGUGAGGAGCUGUCCCACAUGCUUUAUGCUGCGGCGGACAUGGUGUUAGUUCCUUCCAUGUAUGAGCCAUGUGGACUUUCCCAGAUGAUUGGGAUGCGUUAUGGAUCGAUUCUUAAGGUUCCAGUUGUUAGAAAGACUGGUGGCCUUGCGGACACUGUCUUCGACAUGGAUGACCAGUCAAACCGUGAGAUGGCUAAUGGGUUUGUUUUUGAAGGAAUUGAUGAAGGAUCCUUAAACUGGGCUCUAGACCGCGCAUUUGCUUACUACAAAGACAAACCAGACGAGUGGAAUGGCAUUGUGAAGAAGAUUAUGAAAAUUGACAAUAGCUGGAACAACACAGCUGGGAAAUACAUUGAAAUUUACAACUCAGUUAGAGUGAGAUCUUGA